This is a messenger RNA of Chelonoidis abingdonii (Abingdon island giant tortoise), 1506 nucleotides long. It is a transcript of the gene TFPI2, whose product is annotated as tissue factor pathway inhibitor 2. NCBI's taxonomy places the organism in Eukaryota, Metazoa, Chordata, Testudines, Testudinidae. Gene Ontology annotation, biological process: negative regulation of peptidase activity. Gene Ontology annotation, molecular function: serine-type endopeptidase inhibitor activity. The record is from RefSeq and is a predicted model, not a curated record. Gene Ontology annotation, cellular component: extracellular region.
CGCGCCACACCCGCGCUCUGCGGCCCCGCGGGAGGAGGUGAUCGCGGCGGAUAUAAGGGUCGGGGAGAUGGAGCAGCGGAGGACAAGCGCCGGUUCGCUCUCCAGAUCGGUUGCCCUGCAGCAGGAGCGCCUCGGCCUUGGUUCCGCGUCUCCGUCCCGGACUUGGCUCCACUGCAGGCAAAGGCAAUGAUCUCGUCUGCCCGCCUCCGGAGCUGCCCAGCGCUGGGCUCGCUGCUGCUGCUGCUGCUGGGGCAGGUUCUGGGCGCUCCCCAGGCGCCAGCAGCCCCAAACCAAGAGAUCUGCCUGCUGCCCCCAGAGGAAGGCCCCUGCCGGGCUCUCAUCCCGAGGUGGUACUACGACAGGUACACUCAGACGUGCCAGGAGUUCUCUUACGGGGGCUGUGAGGGCAAUGCCAACAACUUCCGAAGCUUGGAAAGCUGUGAGAAGAGCUGCUGGAUGAUCCGGAAAGUGCCCAAAAUAUGCAGGCUGGAGGCUGAUCCAGGACCAUGUAGAGGUUACCUAAAAAGAUAUUUCUUCAACCUGAGUUCAAUGAAGUGUGAAAAAUUUAUCUAUGGUGGAUGCUAUGGAAAUGAUAACAACUUUCAAGAUGAAGAUUCUUGUGUGGACUCCUGUUUGUCUGAGAAAACUGGCCCCUCAUUAUGCUAUAGCCCAAAAGAUGAAGGAUUGUGUUCAUCUUCUGUGACCCGCUAUUACUACGACUCAAAGAGUCAAUCAUGUGAAGAGUUCAGCUAUACAGGUUGCGGUGGAAAUGCCAAUAACUUUGUUAACAAAAAAAAUUGUUAUAAUAUCUGCAAGAAAGCUGGGAGUAAGAAACCAAGUUUCAGCAAGUCAAGAAAUAAACUUCCCAAGACUAUGAGAAAACUACAGGAAAAAAUCUAAUCAAUCUAACCUAAUGUUUUAAAUCUGAAGAGCCCAUCAAUGUUAAAUGCACUACUUUGACUUAGAGAGCUUCCUAUAAUAUACUUUUACUUUUUGUGUGUGUAUGUGUGUAUACAAUUUUAUUCCUUAAACUAGUUCUGUCUGAGAACUAGUCUCUUUGACCUGUUUUUACAUUAGAAGCAGCUAUUAUUAGUAAUGUGAAUUGAUUUGUUUGGUUUCUGCAACGCUAUUUUUGCUUAAAAACCAACUAUUUGAAUUUCCAUGUUUUUACUGAGAAAUAUUGCUACUUUUUUUGGAAAACGAUGUAAAUGUCACAAUCCUGUGAAGCUUGAAGUACCCUUCAUCUGUUGGUUUAACUAAGGUGUACACCAAGCUAGAGCCCUACCCUUAAUUUUUUUUUAACAUUUGUUUACUAAAGACUAUACAAAUAUCUAUAAUACUUCUCUUGCAUAUCCUUUUGUCAUUAUAUAAACAGUCUAUCCCUUAAAGGGAGUCAUGUUUAGGUAGAAGAAUCAGAAUAGUGGUAAUUAUAUUAAUGUGGCAAAGGAGAUUAGAGCCUGGUUCAAUUUAAAAAAAUAAAUAAAUUCAACUUCAGUGAAAGGAAGC